Molecule: messenger RNA, 2934 nt
Organism: Sander lucioperca (pikeperch)
Lineage: Eukaryota; Metazoa; Chordata; Actinopteri; Perciformes; Percidae
Gene: vsnl1a
Product: visinin-like 1a
Exons: 4
Coding region: 248-823 (191 amino acids)
Molecular function (GO): calcium ion binding
Source: RefSeq, a predicted model, not a curated record
GUACAUCAGAGCAGCAGUGUGUGUUUAGCAGCAGCAUCCUCUGGACCCGCACCGCUUGCUUUCUCCCGCAUAAAGAUAAAAACACAAUAGAACACAAUAAAACGCUAAUAUAAGCUACUCUUGGCUCGACAGAAGAGCACCUUCAGACCUUUGAAUCGCUUCUUUGUUUUCGUCCUCGCAGGUUUUUGAACCACUCCAGGCAUCAGACCGGACUUCUCCCGUUGACUCCGCACUCUCGCAAGGCAAAAUGGGGAAACAGAACAGCAAGCUGACCCCUGAAGUGAUGGAGGAUCUGGUGAAGAACACAGAGUUUAACGAGCAUGAGCUGAAGCAGUGGUACAAGGGUUUCCUGAAGGACUGUCCCACAGGCCGCCUCAACCUGGAGGAGUUCCAGCAGCUGUAUGUCAAGUUCUUCCCGUACGGCGACGCGUCCAAGUUUGCCCAGCACGCCUUCAGGACCUUCGACAAGAACAGCGAUGGCACCAUUGACUUCAGAGAGUUCAUCUGCGCGCUGUCCAUCACGUCACGAGGCAGCUUCGAGCAGAAGCUCAACUGGGCCUUCAACAUGUACGACCUGGACGGAGACGGCAAGAUCACGCGGGUGGAGAUGCUGGAGAUCAUCGAGGCGAUCUACAAGAUGGUGGGCACGGUGAUCAUGAUGAAAAUGAACGAGGACGGCCUGACGCCCGAGCAGAGGGUGGACAAGAUCUUCUCCAAGAUGGACAAGAACAACGACGACCAGAUCUCGCUGGACGAGUUCAAAGAGGCGGCCAAGAGCGACCCGUCCAUCGUACUACUGCUGCAGUGUGAUCUCCAGAAAUAGGCUCGGCCAGCCGCCACGGACUGCACACAAAGAAUUUCAUGUUCCAUUCAGUUUGCAGCUAUUUCCACUGAAAAAAUACAUAUAUAUAUGCUUGGGACUACCUUUCAAUGGAUCUGCUUCUUGUGUUUGAAACACUCGUGUGCAUGAGAAUGUUAUUUGCUAUAAAAAAAGAUCUAUACACAACAUACAGUACAGACAUACAUACAUACAUACAUACACACAGUGUAUGUACAAUACACACACACACACACACCUCUCACUACAUACGAACACCUCGCACAAAUAAUAUAUUAUAGAUAUAUAAAUAUGAAUAUAUAUUUAAAUUAUUUAAAGAUCAACUGUCAAAAUGUGAAGUGUCCAAAGUAUUUUCCAUACAGUUUCCAUUCUACUGGAGCUUGCGCAUCCAUCGGUGAUGUGCUACGUUGAAUUUGCCGCUACUCUAUUUAUUGUUACGAGUUUCCUGACGCUAGCUGCAUGUGUUUCUGAGUAAUCUCAACGGAACCAAACUCCUACGAUAAUGUCUCUGCCUCCAAUAAGACACUGUCCAUCGUCUCCAACAUUAGCUCUAGAAGAGAUGGAUUAGCGUUGGUCCAACUUUUCCCUCCUGAAACAUGCUUGUACUGUCAGUAAAAUAAAAUAAAUUAAAAAAAAAAAAGGAAAUUUAGUUCAUUUGCAUGCCUUUAGGUUCUGCCUUAAAAAAAAAAUCUCCUCAUUUUGCAUCCUGUAAUCGAAGACAGAAAGCCUUAUCAAAGCAGCGUGGUGACACUUGAGAGAAGCCGCGAGAAAAGAUUUUUAUUGAAUAGGGAGUGAAAGAAAUCACUCGGCAGUAGGUCCUUCUGCAAGUAUUGUCGUAUGGGAUGUCUUUUCUGUGAUCUGUCGAGGCGUUCUCUUUUGACUGCUAAAACUGUGGGAGCAUGUUUUCUUGUAGAUUAGCUGUUCUAUAUGUUGCUAAGAGCUAAAAGCCUGCCCCUGUGCAUUUAAACACACUAUCUCAUUACGAAUUAACAGAUGUUGAUUGUGAAGGAAUUUCACAUUCUGAACCAGGAUCAGAGAGUUCAAAUAAAUUUAAAAAAAAAAGAGCUACAUUGAUAAGAUUGGUGAAGCAAAUGGACCGGAGGAAUCAAACAUUUACGUCAGGAUUCCCUGGAGACAGAGUGAAGCUUCCCUCAGAUGGAGUUAAAUUAGAUAAGAAGAAAGAACUAAGUAUUAAUCAAUAGUUGGAGAGCAUUGUUAUCAAACUUACUUAUAACCUCUCUGUCACCAUCACAUCCACAUUUUUUUUUCCCAAUUAGCCUGCAGGUUGCAUAUCAAUACGAUGAAUUCAGAGGGGGGUUUUUUUGGGUUUGUUUUUAGAGCAUUUAAGUAGAGAAGAAACAAGGCCCAUGCAGCAUUUGAACUUUCUGUAGUAGUUUGUCUUUUUCAGUGGAAGUAAAUGAGUGCUGAAGUAGUGAGAGGAGCAGUGAAUGGUUUUUCAUUAUACACUGUAACUAGUAGAGGACAGCCCUUACUAUAAAGCCAUGCGUUUUAGUAAAUUGGACAAAUUCGCCCUCCCUAACCCUCAAAGUAUUUCUCUCUUACCAAUCAGUCAAUCUUUUUGUACUUUUUUACUCCCUCCUCUCACACAUUGUACACGUACUGAUGCAUUCUAAAUGUAGAGAAGUUCAGUGAAGUGCGGUGCCUCCUACAAAUGAUUUGGAAAAUAAACCCGCAAGCCCACUUAAACAAGUUUACCUGGCCCGGUCUGACAGCACCGCAGACCUGUGUUAACCUGCGUUAAUGCUACCAGUGGUUUAAAGGGAGGCUAAAGGAGAUGCGAUACGUCACGAUAUCGCACUAAAGAUCUAACAUCCAUUGUCAUCUCUCAGCAGUGUGGCUCGUCCCCCCCCCCCCCCCGUCAACUUUGUAAUCUGAACUUCUUUACACCAACAUCUUUGGCCAAGACAAUGUUUCUAAUUCCAACUCUGUUAUUACUAUUAUUGCUAUGGAGAUACCAAAUGUAAGCAACGGCAUACGUGUACAAGGAUUCUUUUGUAGCAUGUAUUGUGUCCCUGACGACAUGGCUGCACUACUCCCUGUGUUGUGAUUUAAUCUAAUAAAAGGAACUCUAUGGG